AUGUCUUUCUUGGCAGGUGCCGGUAUCAUGAGUCCCACUAAGUCAAUGGCCUACAGCAUGAAUGGGCACGGGCUAUUCUGUGGAUGCUACACUUUGAGCACUUCAAGAGUUUGUGGAUACUUAAUCUGGGAUCCUCAUCGAUCUACAUCAAGUUCGGAAUUGAACGCCAAAAUUGAGUAUCCAGCGCCGGAUCCAAGACUUGCCAGCACAUCUGCAUGUGUGUUUUCUACUCGGGGAAUUUUGUUGGAUAAUGAAGGUAGGGAAUGCCUUCAAGAGCUCUUGGACUUUAUUGAGAUGGCUAACCUUCUGAUCGACAACUCUUUUGUCACGAGCAGGCCAGAGUGCAGGGCCUUGUAUUGUGCUUUGUUGUUUGAGGUUGGAAAGCCCAGUGUGAUGGCUUGCUCCAACAAAGUUUUGUCUUGGGUGAUUAUAAUGACGCCUGCUCUAGCUCCCUUGUGA
Prunus armeniaca (apricot) is the source of this 459-nucleotide messenger RNA. The record is from the annotation of a GenBank genome assembly. NCBI's taxonomy places the organism in Eukaryota, Viridiplantae, Streptophyta, Magnoliopsida, Rosales, Rosaceae.